Messenger RNA from Lingula anatina, 1167 nucleotides. RefSeq names its product m7GpppN-mRNA hydrolase NUDT17-like. Lineage: Eukaryota; Metazoa; Brachiopoda; Lingulata; Lingulida; Lingulidae. Gene Ontology annotation, molecular function: NADH pyrophosphatase activity. Gene Ontology annotation, cellular component: peroxisome; cytosol. Gene Ontology annotation, biological process: NAD+ catabolic process; NADP+ catabolic process. The record is from RefSeq and is a predicted model, not a curated record.
CGACCUCCAUGGUUCGGCGAGUCUUGGUACACCUACAGAAACCGAAUGAUGUUACUCCAACACCUGCUAAAUUUACACAGUGUGUUUUGGACUAUUUUGGCACAACAACACCAACAAUGGAAAUAUCCGUUGAUAUGAAUGAAGAUCAUCUAAUCAUAUCUGAUUCAAAGUAUUCAGAUGGCAAAAAUUGUAUAAGAAUCAAGCAUCCCCCAUUUUGCCCAGUGCAAAGACUGUCUGCUGAUGAGGAAUCACGUCUCAGCCCAGAUAUUUUAAAUCGAGGCAUAGAUGUUGGAGCAGCAGUAAUUGUGGAAUCUGCAGACAAUAAGAUCUUGUUGACGAGGAGAGCCUACCAUAUGAGAACAUUUCCAGGUGUAUGGGUGCCCCCUGGUGGUCACAUAGAAGUUGGUGAACAGUUUCAGGAUGCAGGUCUUCGGGAACUGAAAGAAGAAACUGGCUUAGAUAUAAACCUCUCAAUUUGUGAGUCUAAACAACUGAAUGCAUUGGCCGCAUGGGAGUCAGUAUUCCCACCAAGAUUAUCAAGAGGUUCACCAAAGCGGCACCAUGUAGUUGUAUACUUACAUGCCAAGUUGGUCCAGCCUUAUACUGCGGAGUUUUUACAGGGUCAAAUUGCUGUUGACGAUAUAGAAGUGGGGGCAUAUGCAUGGCUCAAUCGGCAAAUUAUUGAAGGGAUUGUUGCUACAAAUGAAGGGGAAGAUAACCUAUCAGAAAAAAUUGCAAAUGUCCCAGAAACUUUCCAUGCAUCUGUGAUACAGGAUGGACAUACAGCACAUCAGACGUUCCCCACAUCUAAUCUUCUAGCUGUAGUCCCCGAGGAUGGAAGUGACAUUGAAAGAGUCAGUACAGGGACGAAGUUUGUGUUAGGAGAAUGGCUCAAGCUUACAAAACAACAAGAACAUUGAAUGUCCAACUUGUGAUAUCCAUAAAUUGCAUAAAUGCAGGCAAUAUACAUGGUAUUCAGAAUGUGCAAUAUUAGAUAAUUACAAGAUUUUAAUUUCUUUUUGUAUUUCUUUUUGUUGCCAAAAAUGUACAUUUCAUUAAUAUAAUGCUACAUUGCUACACAGUUGUCUCGAUAUAUUUUAAAUACAGACGUGACAUUUAAUAUGGAGUAUUUUUUCAAAGUCUUUUUUUCUUUAAUUUUUACCUCCU